This is a messenger RNA of Anguilla rostrata (American eel), 1277 nucleotides long. RefSeq names its product olfactory receptor 4B13-like. Gene Ontology annotation, molecular function: G protein-coupled receptor activity; odorant binding; olfactory receptor activity. The record is from RefSeq and is a predicted model, not a curated record. The transcript has 3 exons. Lineage: Eukaryota; Metazoa; Chordata; Actinopteri; Anguilliformes; Anguillidae. The coding region runs from base 192 to 1133 and encodes 313 amino acids. Gene Ontology annotation, cellular component: membrane. Gene Ontology annotation, biological process: detection of chemical stimulus involved in sensory perception of smell; G protein-coupled receptor signaling pathway.
UUAACAGUCUCCUGUCAGUCACAGUAAUUUCUGUACAGAAUUACCUGUUUAUUUUUAUUACAUCAAAUAACAGUGCUGUUGAAAUUUCCUUCCCGACUUCGCUGUGAAAGAACCCACGAAAGUCAAUGUAUUUUUCUGAAGAUUGACAACAUCCGGGACAGAGCGAACAGACUGUUUGAACACUGAAGACCAUGGGGAACUCAACUGAGGUCACCUUCUUCAUUUUGGCAGCCUAUGGGGAUCUUGGAAAAAUGAAAUAUUUUUAUUUCAGCUUAGUGCUUUUUUUGAAUCUCACAAUUAUUUUGACAAACGUUACUCUUAUUUCAUUGAUAUUUGUGGAUAGGAGCCUACAUGAACCCAUGUAUAUGUUCAUGGGAAAUUUAUUUAUCAAUGAAUUGUAUGGAAGCACUGCCUUGUUUCCCAUGCUAUUAUUACAUAUUUUAUCAGACACUCAUGAAAUUUCCAGAGCUUUUUGUGUUUUACAGUGUUUUGGCUUGCACACAUAUGCAUCAAUAGAAUUGUGUAAUUUUGCUAUUAUGGCUUAUGACAGGUAUUUGUCCAUCUGUCAUCCAUUACAUUACAGCAGUAGGAUGACUUCUUGCAAAGUAUGCUCAUUAGUUGUGUUCAUCUGGGUUUCUUCAUUCAUCGGAUAUGUAAUUACUCUGUCCUUACAAUUACGGUUACCAUUGUGUGGGAAUAUCAUCCAAAAAGUGUGUUGUGCCAACUAUUAUUUGGUGAAACUUUCUUGCAUAGACACAACGAUAAACAACAUCUAUGGACUUUUCAAUACAUUUCUGAGUGUAGUCCUCCCUUUUAUCCUCAUAUUAUAUUCCUAUGCAAACAUUUUAAUAAUCUGUUAUAAAUCAGCCAAAGAGACUCAGGGCAAAGCUUUGAAUACAUGCGUUCCCCAAGUAAUAUUACUUGUGAACUUUGCUGUUUCUGCUACCUUUGAAGUUGUGCAAAGCCGAUUUGACAUGACACACGUUCCCCAAUUCACUCGGAAUGCUUUGACGGUGUAUCUUCUGGCAUGUCCUCAGCUCUUUAAUCCAAUCAUGUAUGGAGUCAGGCUGACAAAAAUAAGGACCGCUUUGAAAAGCAGGUUUUUUCAGCUAACGCAAAAUAAAGAUUUAUGAGCAUUGUUUCUACGCUUCUGGGCCGUUUGUUAUUCAUGAAACAAUAGGCACAAAAAUGUGUCAAGAUGGAUGAUGCAAAAACAUCUGUAUAUGGUCUGUACACUGAUUUACUUUUUUAAUGGAACAAAAAAAAAACUAGGAGGU